Molecule: messenger RNA, 1612 nt
Organism: Thermothelomyces thermophilus ATCC 42464
Lineage: Eukaryota; Fungi; Ascomycota; Sordariomycetes; Sordariales; Chaetomiaceae
Exons: 2
Coding region: 279-1478 (399 amino acids)
Biological process (GO): endocytosis; endosomal transport; actin cortical patch assembly
Cellular component (GO): mating projection tip; nucleus; cytoplasm
Molecular function (GO): calcium ion binding; protein binding
Source: RefSeq, a predicted model, not a curated record
GCUUGGUUGCUUGGCGACCAAGUAACCCCUACAAGAUCGUGGUAACAGACAUUACGCAACUCCUGUGAGCCCCAUCCCAGCAGCGUCAAUCAACGACAAGCAACGUCCAACGAGACGACCACUUCUCCCACCUCGACCCGACGACCUCCCGCCCAAAUUGCCCGGCGUCGCAAUCGAUAGCGGAGAACCUCCGUUGAACCCUUUCCGUUCAUUCGACCGCCCGUUCGCUCUCAUUCACGGACCGUAUAUACGAUACGCUGUUGAGGCCGGCCGACACCAUGGCACCGCGCAUCGAGGCUCAAGAGAUCGAGACAUAUUGGAAUAUCUUCUCGGCAAGGACGAAUGGCGGCAAAUAUCUGACCGGCGAGCAGGCGGCGCCGGUGCUGAAAAACAGCGGGCUGCGGGACGACCAACUGGAGCGCGUGUGGGAUUUGGCCGACGUCGACAAUGACGGCAACCUCGACUUCGAAGAGUUCUGCGUCGCCAUGCGCCUCAUCUUCGACCUGCUCAACGGGGAAUACACCGACGUGCCGACCUCGCUACCAGACUGGCUUGUGCCCGAGUCCAAGGCACAUCUCGUGCAGGCGAGCCGGGCCAUCACGGGCAAGGCGGCACAGUUCGAGCGAGUGGAGGACGAUGACGAGUCACAGGGGCUGAAGGACGGGUUUGACUGGUACAUGAGCCCGGCCGACAAGGCCAAGUACGAGCAGAUCUACCAGGAGUGCCGGGAUAUGCGGGGUGAAGUAUCAUUUUCCGCCCUGCAAGACCUCUACGACUCCCUGGAUGUGCCCGAUACCGACAUCCGCUCCGCCUGGAACCUGAUCAACCCGUCAGCCAGCUCCACCAUCAACAAGGACGCCUGCCUCGCCUUCCUCCACAUCCUCAACAACCGCCACGAAGGGUACCGCAUCCCGCGCACCGUCCCGGCCUCGCUCCGCGCGAGCUUCGAGCGCAACCAGAUCGACUACCAGGUCGGCAGCGCGCGCAACGCAGCGCAGUCGCGGUGGGCAACCAAGGCCGACGACGAGACCAGCACGGGACGCAAGGCCAAGUUCGGCGACCAGUACCUCACCCGGCUGGGGCGCAGCGGGUUCAAGACGGCCGGGACCGACUUCAGCAACGCCCAGACGGACGCCGAGUGGGAGGAGGUGCGGCUCAAGAAGCAGCUGGCCGAGCUGGACGAGAAGAUCGCAAAGGUGGAGGCCGCCGCGGAGAGGCGCAAGGGCGGGAAGCGCGACUCCAAGCCGGCGCUGGUCAAGCGGGAGCUGGAGCAGCUGCUGGACUACAAGCGGAAGCAGUUGCGGGAUCUGGAAGAGGGGAAAGCGACCAACAGGCCCGGGGGGAACCUCAAGAGCGUGCACGACGACUUGCAGACGGUGAGGGAGCAGGUGGAAGGGCUGGAGGCGCAUCUGCGGUCGCGGCAGGAAGUGCUGGAGCAGUUGAGGAGGGAGAUCGAGGACGAGAAGGCGGGGAGAUAGUGGGUAGGCGCGCUAUGCGAGACGAGGAUUUGGCUCAGGAGAGAUGUUAUUGCGAAUGGUAUAUUAAGGAAAGGGCAAUAAUCCCGCUCUUGAGAUUCCCUAUUUCUUUCCGGAUACUUCAUCAAGGCUGGCCA